AAAAAAUAAAACAGUUUCAUUUAUAAUAAAUACCAAAUUAUUUAAGAAAAGUUUCAAUUAUAGGAAUAGUGAAUUAGUGAAAUUAUAAAAUGAUUUGUCGGUGGUUAUUUGGACUGCAGAUCUGUUUGCUAAUCUUCUUCAGGCAUCUAUGUAAAGGUGCAGAAUGGUCUUACUCUGAUCCGAAUAGUGGACCAGAUAGAUGGUCUCAACUUCCUAAAUCAAUGUGUUCAGGCACUUAUCAAUCACCUAUUCCAUUGUCAAGAGCAUCAUCUGUAUUCAGUCCUGAAUUGAAGCCGAUACAAAUUUAUCGAUCGGGAUUCACAAAAACACAGAAUCAAAUUGUCAACUCUGGUCACUCAAUUGUCAUCCAAUUUCCAAACGAUACGUGGUUUGUAUCAUUCGAUGGUAUGUUUGACAAGAAGUACGAAGCUGCACAAAUGCAUUUUCAUUGGGGUAAAGAUGAUGAACGUGGCAGUGAACAUACGAUUGAUGGGAAAACAUUUCCUUUAGAGGGUCACAUUGUACUAUUCAGAAGACACAUAUAUCCUACUUUCAAAGAAGCAGAAAGUGCAGUCGGUGGAUUGGCUGUACUCGGGAUAAUGCAUUCAAUUGUAGACACUCAAAACUUUAAUGAGACAAUUUUUAGCGUAUAUCAAAACUUCGGUGGUACAUUAAAUCCAAGCUUUACACUACACCAAUCAUAUCCAAUUGAUGAAUUCGAUUUAGCAAAAACAUUAAACUACUUAAAUCCAAAUAGUUAUUAUCGAUAUUCUGGUUCAUUGACAACACCACCAUGUACAGAAAAUGUCUUGUGGACAGUGUUCACUGAUCCAGUACCAGUAACGCGUGCACAAUUGAAUCAACUUCGCGGUAUACCAAGUCCAUCGACUGAGAAAACCAAUAAUUUGUACGAUAAUUUUCGUCCAUUACAACCAUUAAAUCCAGAAGGUCAACUUAUACCACGAGUUGUUUAUCGUGCAGCCGCAUCAAGUCUUCCUAUACUUUCGUUAACAUCAAUUCUAUUCAUCAUAGCAGUUACUCAAUUCAGCUUAAGAUUUUAAAGCCAAAUUCAGUUAUUUUAAUGAUUACUGUAUUUGUAAAACAAAACACUGAGCCCUUCCCUUUUUGUUUUUAGUAAUAAAAUGCGUUUAUUUAUCUUUAUAACAAUGAACAUUUUAGGUAGAUGGUAUACUACUUAAAUAAUUUACUUAUCUAACAAUUACUGCUUAUUAGCGAUUGUAAAUAUCACCACCAUAUUUGAUUGUAUGUUACAUCGAAAUCUUCGUUUCUUUGAAUAAUAACUGGUUCUUCUUCUUCCUAUUAUUUUUAUUCUGUUCUUAUUGACUGUAUUGAAACUCACGGGUGAUAAAUGCAUUCCAAGCCUGACUGAUGCUUUACACCUUAUGUGAUGUUCAGGCUAUUUUAACCACAGUUUUACUGAAGGCGAUUUGAUGUAAGAACUAAUACACAGUUUCAAUUUAUUCAAAUAUAUAUACAUAUAUAUUA
Messenger RNA from Trichobilharzia szidati, 1506 nucleotides. The record is from the annotation of a GenBank genome assembly. NCBI's taxonomy places the organism in Eukaryota, Metazoa, Platyhelminthes, Trematoda, Strigeidida, Schistosomatidae.